Clunio marinus is the source of this 3798-nucleotide messenger RNA. Lineage: Eukaryota; Metazoa; Arthropoda; Insecta; Diptera; Chironomidae. The record is from the annotation of a GenBank genome assembly.
AUGGCUCAUGACAUCACAAUGUUUAGCUUUUCGCAAGCACGGAUAGUGAAUAAAAGUGGAACUAGACUUGUAGAUGAAAUUGCUAGAGAUCUGAAAGCGAUGCUUGAUGUUCGAAUCAAUGCAGUAAAACGUAUUGUGAAAGUCGUGGAAGAUCUUCCAAAAGUUAAUGAGAACACGACAGAUUUCGAGAAUUAUUCGUUUGUUAACACACGCGAUCGUGAUGAGUUUCGAGAAGAAGAGUUACGCUUGAAAAGGAUUGAAGAUGAAUUAAAGGAAAGACUUUCACAAAGUGAAAACUACACGAAAAAGCGGAAACCACAACAUGAUGGAAUGAUUUGUUAUCAAUCGGAUAGUCCAAGUGAUGAUGAUGCUGAUGAAGAUGAAAUUGAUUAUGGUUGUUUUGCUAAAUAUAAUGAGACGAUAAAUUUAAAGUCCAAAGAAGCUUCCGUUUAUCUUCCACUUGAUGUUUUUGACAAAGACGGGAAUAUCACGAGAAUUAUUCAUCGUUCGAGAGGCAUUGACAAAGCAUUUUUCGGAAAUUACAAAAUUGAUCCAACAAUUGGUUGGCAAUAUUUUUGCAACUCAUCAGGAUUGUUUCGUCAUUUUCCAGCAACAAGUUGGAGCUUCCAUCCAAUAAAUAUGUACGAUUGUCGAAUGAGGCAUUGGUUUGCUGGUGCUGCUGCAUCUGCAAAGGAUGUGAUGAUUCUUAUCGAAAUAUCAGGGUCAAUGAACGGAACCCGAAUCGGAAUUGCAAUCGAUGUUGUGAGAAAUAUUCUCGACACUUUAACACCAAAUGAUUUUGUAAAUGUCAUUGAAUUCAGCGAAAAUGCCACGUACGCUAUUCCAUGUGCAAAAGGCUUAAUCCAAGCAACGUCUGCUAAUAUAUUCGAAUUAAAACAAGCCAUAGCUGAUAUCGAGCCGAAAGGUCAAACUGACCUUGCUGAAGCUUUAAGAGAAGCUUUCGAAGUGCUUGCAAUUCAUAAAAGAUCAAGUGCUAAUUGUAAUCAAGUUAUAAUGUUGAUAACUGAUGGAAUGGAAUAUAAUUUAACAAUUCAAGACAUUUUUCGUGACUACAAUUGGCAUAAAGGAAGUAACGUUCGAGUAUUUUCGUUUUUAAUUGGUGAACAAAUACCUGAAGGCGAUUAUGAACAAGUGAAGCUUAUGGCAUGUGAAAAUCGUGGAUAUUACACUCAAAUUGAUACAAAAAAGGAGACAAGAGAACAGUCUUUGAAAUACAUUCCAAUCAUUGCACGACCUUUAGUGUUGGCAUCUCAAAAUAUGGCACAAAAUCCCAUCGUUUGGUCAAAUCUUUAUGCUGAUGUCGUCGAUUCAUAUCGAAUUACAAAUCAUGAUUGGAACUGCAAACAGAGUGAGACGCAACGUAGAAGAGUUGUAAAGUAUUUAAGUGAAUACGAUUGGUAUCCUUGCAUAACGAGAAAUGAACCGGAAGAAUGGAAUCCUGAGUAUCGGAAAUACGUUUUCAUGACGACAGUUUCAAUGCCUGCUUUCGAACGUGGUGUUAAUGCGGUAAGACGUUCACAUCAACUUCUCACUUACUCGAUAAAUAAUGAAAAACUCUUCAAUAAUUCACAGUCAUUGAUGGGAGUUGCCGCAGUUGACGUAGCCUUAUUUGAAUUUGAAAGACUGUUCCAAAACUUUCGAUUAGGUGUCGGCGGUUACGCAUUCGUGAUUGAUUCAAAUGGAAACAUUCUGACACAUCCCGAAUUCAGACCUUUUUUUCAAGGAAAGAUUCUCAAGCCAUCCUACAAUUCCGUUGAUAUAGCUGAAGUUGAAUUAAUGGAUGACGGAUAUGAUCCGAGAGAUUUCAACAUGCUUUUGCUAGAGUUUCGUGAAUCAAUCAUCAUUAAAUCAUCGGGAUCGAAGUACAUGCUGGCACUGCAACCAUAUGACGAUAUGCGCCGAGCUUUUCGCCUACGCAGAAAUUAUUUCUGGAGGAAAAUAUCUCAAACACCAUUCACAGUUGUUGUGACAUUUCCUGAACAUUUCACAGGUCGGAUACAAAUUCCAGAAAGUGAAGCUGAUGCGAUGAUGACGCAAGGCUCAAAUGUCAAAAGAUUUUUCAAAGAUGAUUUUAAAAUCCAUCCAAAUUGGAUUUAUUGUCGUGGUAUUCGAAAAAGUUUGGAAGAAAUGAAAUUGGGAUUGAUUGAUCCAGACAAUUGUGAAAUGACACCGGAAGAAGAGCUCGUCUUUUAUCUCGAGAAGUUUGAAGAGUCGGGAUGGAAAUGGAAGCAAGAUAAGUUAGAUUCAAACGAUACAAUGUGCAAUCGAAAGUUAAUGCAAGCACUUUUGUUCGAUGCGAAAGCGACAAUGAAUUUUCCAUCUGACUUUCCUAAACGAUCAAAGGAAAUGAGCUUUAUUGAGAAAUUUCGCAUCAAGACGUCAUUUCUUGCUACACACAGCGGUCUUCUUCGAUAUAAAAUCUUCGAUAAGAAAAUUCGAAGUGAAACAUUCGGAAAUAAAAUGAAGAAAUCGACUGAUGAAGUUUGGUACAAACAUUCAGUUGAAUUUAAUAGAGAAAACCCUCAGAGCUUUGUUUAUACAGUUCCAUUCAAUGCAUAUGAACAAAAUGAUCCCAUCAUCACUGCUACACACACACUCUUCAUUCGUGAUGGUUCUGACCAAGUACCGCUUGCUGUCGUUGGUUAUCAAUUUGCACAUUCAAAGCUUGAAGAAAUGGCAGAACAGAUUUGCCCUCGAGAUAAGGAAGAACAAUGUUACAUUCUCGAUGAAAACGCUUACAUUCUCUCAGAUCCCGACGCUGAACAUACAGGAAAAUUCUUCGGGUCUGUUGAAAAGAAACUCAUGCAAAUUCUCAUCGAAGAUCGCGUUUAUGAAGCUGUCAGAGUUUAUGAUUAUCAAGCAGUUUGUUAUGUUGAUCGUGACGUAGAUUAUGAUGCAAUAAUGAAGAGAAAUUCAGCAGUUAGCACAUUGCUUUGGAACCCUGUCAAGAAUUUCUUCAUGUUUAUCAUCACGCUUUUGUCGAUAAUGUAUCCCGAUCCUGAACAUUUCUAUGAUGAAAGCAUAAAUAGCGAAUUUUUCUGUCCAAAUAUUCAUGACAGUGUCUUCAUGGAAUGUUUAAAAGAAAAAGAAGUGAAAACAAAUGACACAAACGAUUCUGAAUACAGACAAUGCCUCGAAAAGAAACAGAAACGAUUCCUGAAAUGUAAUGACGAAAAUGGAACAGAAUAUAUUUUAAAGCGACAUAUUAGCAGAACCAGGCCAACAAAAUGUGAUAAAUUUAACAAUGUUUAUUCUUUAACCAAAGAUGAAAGCAAUUUUCUUAAGCCUUAUGACGAAUGCAGUCGACCAUUUGUUGUCCAAAAGAUAGCACACAGUAAUCUAAUUUUGCUCAUUACAAAUCGUAAAUGUAACCAAGUAUUUGCAACGGAAGGAAUAUUCAACGAUGAACCAAAGACUAUUGAAUAUGACAAUUCUACUUUCUGUCAUAAGUUGAAAAUUCCCAUGUUUAGAAGCCGUCCCAAGAGUUGUAUGACUUAUCAUGAAAAAGAACCGAAAUUUGAUCCAAACAACAAAGAUCGAUCUCAAUGUGGAAGUGGAAAUAAAAUUCAAAUCAACACAUUAAUCACGCUUUUGUCACUUAUCUCAGCGCUUUGCGAUACCCUCAAAUGAAACUAAUGAAAUAUAUAAUGACGAUGAUGAUAAUUUUUAAGUUAGAAUUUGCCAAUCUUAACUAACAACAAAAGUGCCAAGAAAACUGUUGACUCAAUCAACUUUAAAGUAUUCUUCUUAUUUUAAAACUUAAGCAGUACAAAACUU